This is a messenger RNA of Perkinsus marinus ATCC 50983, 1170 nucleotides long. RefSeq lists its product as hypothetical. NCBI's taxonomy places the organism in Eukaryota, Perkinsozoa, Perkinsida, Perkinsidae. Bases 1 to 1170 code for a protein of 389 amino acids. Gene Ontology annotation, cellular component: eukaryotic translation initiation factor 4F complex. The transcript has 6 exons. Gene Ontology annotation, biological process: translational initiation. The record is from RefSeq and is a predicted model, not a curated record. Gene Ontology annotation, molecular function: RNA 7-methylguanosine cap binding; translation initiation factor activity.
AUGUCCUCUCCCGUCGUAGCUGAAGCAUCUUACCCUCAAAUACGAGCGCUUUCUCUCAACCAGAGAUUGGUGUCAAAUUGUGAGCUGGAAGCAGCGGUCAAGGCAUGCGACAAACUGCACGGCUCUAUUCCCAUUGACGAGCCUUUGCCGCUGAAGGACAAGUGGGUGCUGUGGGAGCAGCUCACUCUUCAUAAGAACGCCGCUACACCUGAGCCCAAGUCCGAGGACGCCGAGGGUGAUGGUGAUGCUUCCAAGCAGCAGCAGCAAGUCGACCUCACGGAAGUGGCAGUAGCAGCUGCUCGUGGAAUAUCGAACUUUGGCGAGCUCACCAAUCGAGUUGCUGAGAUCUCAACUGUGCAAGACUUUUGGAAGUACUACAAUUUCCUCCCACAGCCAAGCGCUGUUAUCGGAGACAACCUCAGAAUCGUCAGAUAUGACAUGUUGGAGAACGGCGAGAUGUCCAAGACGCCGACUCACUCUCUAGGGGCUCUCAUGCUCUUCCUGGACGGUGUCAAGCCCGAAUGGGAGGAUCCGGCCAACGCCAAGGGGGGCCACUUCCAGUUCACGAUGCAAGCAGCUGCUUUCAAGUCCAAGGCGUCCUUCGACUUCGAAGCUUCCAACCCUGUCACACAGGUCAAUGCUGGCCUAGCACUUAUGGACGAAAUCUGGAAUAACCUUGUCCUCGCUGUCGUAGGCAACACUCUGGAGCCAAAGGAUUUCGUCACGGGCCUGAGGCUAGUUGAUAAGGUUAAGCGUGGUAAUGUCCGAGGGGGCUCUUCUCGAAGUAACGCUAGCGGCCAUCUACGAGCAGAGGUGUGGUUUCGUGAUAUUGAUAAGGAUAAGGUGAGAAGACUUCGAGAGUCUAUGGAGAUGGUUAUGCGACAACGGCUGGAUCAGAAUGCAGUCGUGGACUUCUCGUCAGAUGGUAGUUCCGGGUGCUUACUGGGCUCGUCGUUUUCCUGGGAAUCAAAUUCGUGGAGUGUUGUUGUCUUCUUCUCGGGUACAGCUCCUCCUAUUUUCCCUGGAUACCGUUUGGACUUGCGUCCUCAUGAUGACACCGCGAUGCAACAGAACGUCCAGGAUUCCAUCAACACGAGGAAACAGUACAAGAGGACGAAGACUCGGAAGCAAAUUAUGAAUUCAGCGAGAUCUCGUGGCGAGUUUAACUAA